Molecule: messenger RNA, 1795 nt
Organism: Medicago truncatula (barrel medic)
Lineage: Eukaryota; Viridiplantae; Streptophyta; Magnoliopsida; Fabales; Fabaceae
Product: aldehyde dehydrogenase family 2 member C4
Exons: 9
Coding region: 140-1642 (500 amino acids)
Molecular function (GO): oxidoreductase activity, acting on the aldehyde or oxo group of donors, NAD or NADP as acceptor
Source: RefSeq, a predicted model, not a curated record
AAUAUAAUGUAGACUCAUAUGUGUCAUUGCUCCUUAUAAAUAACUCAUGUACCACACCCCUUUUCUCAAGUUACUCUUUCUUUAAAAUUAUAUAUUGCAUAUUUAAUUUAAUAGAGAAAGGUAGGUAUAGAAAUUAGAGAUGGACAAUCUCAGCAUCAAUGGAGACUCCUUUAUUAAGAUUCCAACUAUAAAGUUUAAAAAGCUUUUUAUCAAUGGAGGAUUCGUGGAUUCAGUUUCAGGAAAAACGUUUGAGACUGUUGAUCCAAGAACAGAAGAAGUGAUUACAAAAAUAGCAGAAGCUACCAAAGAUGAUGUUGAUAUUGCUGUGAAAGCUGCUAGAGAAGCAUUUGAUAAUGGUCCAUGGCCACGUAUGCCUGGUGCUGAGAGAGCAAAGAUUAUGGUGAAAUGGGCAACCCUAAUUGAACAGAACCAAGAAGAAAUAGCAGCAUUGGAUACAAUUGAUGGAGGGAAACUAUACAGUUGGUGUAAGACAGUAGAUGUACCCGAAGCAGCCAAUAUCCUACGUUACUACGCCGGUGCAGCUGAUAAAGUUCACGGAGAAGUGUUCAAAACUUCUAGGAAUCUUCACAUGUAUACUUUGAUGGAACCUAUUGGUGUUGUUGGACACAUUAUACCUUGGAAUUUCCCAACUAUUAUGUUCUUUGCUAAGGCUGCUCCUUGUUUGGCUGCUGGUUGUACUAUGGUUCUUAAGCCUGCUGAGCAAACACCUCUCUCAUCACUUUUUUUUGCUCAUCUUGCUAAGGAGGCUGGUAUUCCAGAUGGAGUGCUCAAUGUACUGCCAGGAUUUGGUUCAACUGCUGGAGCUGCAAUAACCUCACAUAUGGACAUUGAUGCAGUCAGUUUUACAGGUUCAACCGAAACAGGCCGUCGAGUAAUGCAGGCUGCAGCAUUGAGUAAUUUGAAGCCGGUAUCACUUGAAUUAGGAGGCAAGUCGCCUGUUUUAAUUUUCGAUGAUGCUGAUGUUGAUAAAGCUGUUGAUCUCGCUCUAUUUGGAAUCCUUCACAACAAGGGAGAAAUAUGUGUUGCAUAUUCUAGAGUUUUUGUCCAAGAAGGGAUUUACGAUGAAUUUGAGAAGAAAGUGUUGGAAAAGGCGAAAAAUUGGGUCGUUGGCGACCCUUUUGAUCCUAAAGUUCAACAAGGACCCCAAACUAGUAAGGCACAAUUUGAUAAAAUUCUUUCCUAUAUUAAGCAUGGAAAGAAUGAAGGAGCCACAUUAUUAACUGGGGGUAAACAAGUGGGAAACAAAGGAUACUACAUUGAACCUACUAUUUUUACCAAUGUUAAGGAUGACAUGUUAAUAGCACAAGAUGAAAUAUUUGGACCUGUUAUGGCACUUUCUAAGUUCAAGACCAUUGAGGAAGGAAUUAAGAAAGCCAACAAUACCAAAUAUGGCCUAGCAGCAGGGAUUGUGACAAAGAAUUUGGAUAUUGCAAAUACAGUCUCAAGGUCAAUUCGUGCAGGUAUCAUUUGGAUCAAUUGCUAUUUUGCCUUUGAUAUUGAUUGCCCUUUUGGAGGGUAUAAAAUGAGUGGAUAUGGAAGAGAUUAUGGAUUGGAAGCACUUCACAAGUAUCUUCAAGUUAAAUCUGUUGCAACUCCUAUUUACAAUUCUCCAUGGCUCUGAAACUUUCAUCUCAAGCUACCUUUAGACACUAUAUAUACAUGAAUUGGAUCAACUACUACAGUGCUUUUUUUUUUUUAAUUCUAAACGAUGUAAGUUUUAGGUUAAUAAUGAUCACUACAACUUUUGAGCUUGUAUUUUAUGUAUCACAUUGAA